Molecule: messenger RNA, 1077 nt
Organism: Lachancea thermotolerans CBS 6340
Lineage: Eukaryota; Fungi; Ascomycota; Saccharomycetes; Saccharomycetales; Saccharomycetaceae
Gene: SPC42
Product: Spc42p
Exons: 1
Coding region: 1-1077 (358 amino acids)
Source: RefSeq, a predicted model, not a curated record
AUGUCACCUCACACGGAGGGCCCAUUAUUCGCUGUACUCAAAAACUCGCGUGCGCGUCCCCGCCCACGCGAGUCGCGUCUUCGCAGACGCGUACACAAACAAAUGAACAUCUCGCCCACUCCCAAGCGCUACAACUCCAGGGGCUACGAAUUCCCGCGCUCAAACGACGAGGCGUUCCACCCUUUCAACAGAGAGCCCCCCAUGGUGCCCUCGGAGCGGAUACUGCCUGAAGAGUACCGCGUUAAUUCGCAGAUGAUCAACAAGCUCAUCAAACAGAACAAGGACCUCACGCAACAGCUGGAUCGGAAACAGGACGAGAUCGACCGCCUCAACGUCCUGGUUGGAUCGCUGCGCGGAAAGCUAAUCAAAUACACAGAGCUCAACAAGAAGCUGGAACAGGCCGCGGCGGGCGCGCGCCAGAGCUCGCCCGACGACGUGCUGCAGGUGAACCGCACGCGCCCGCGCGAGCCGCCUGCUGGCGGCACGCGUCUCGAUGAUCGUCUCAGCGAUCUGUACUCGAAGCUCGAGACCCUGACCGAGCUAGUGGUUGGCAGCGCGGCGGCCGACCGCGGCGCGCGCGACCACGUACACGUGCCAAGCGCGGGGGCCACGCGCACGCCCAGCAGCGGUGCAUCUGUGUCCCAUCGACCCCUGCAGCCGGGCGCGGCUUCCGAGGACGACAUUCUGACACAGGAAAGCGCAGAGCUGAAGGGUCUGGAAGACCAGAUCGAUCUUCUCAAACGCAAGCUGCUCAUCAAGCGUGAAAACGAGCUGCGCAAGCUCUCGCUCAACAAGGAGCUGCUCGAUCUUAUGGAGAAGCUCGACGUCUCGCGGCCGGCAGGUCCCGUUCCCAGCUCGUCCACACCGCCGCACUGCGAUCAGUGCCACAAGGCCGCGUACCAAACGGCCGCAGCUAACGGAGGCCACGGCGUCCCAGCAGGGGCUGGUUCCGGCGCCGGCGCCGGCGCCUCGAUGCCGUCACCCCGCAACCCACCCUAUAUGUCAAUGGCCCAGGUUCUUGAAACUCCGACCCCUGCGCACAGGAGCAGCCACAAGCCAAACGACACACUCUGGUGA